Cutaneotrichosporon cavernicola is the source of this 318-nucleotide messenger RNA. RefSeq lists its product as uncharacterized. Lineage: Eukaryota; Fungi; Basidiomycota; Tremellomycetes; Trichosporonales; Trichosporonaceae. The transcript is spliced from 4 exons. Gene Ontology annotation, cellular component: mitochondrial matrix. The record is from RefSeq and is a predicted model, not a curated record. Gene Ontology annotation, molecular function: metal ion binding; protein folding chaperone; protein-folding chaperone binding. Bases 1 to 318 code for a protein of 105 amino acids.
AUGUCGGCCACCUUCAAGUCGAUCCGCUCGCUCCAGCCCCUCUUUGACCGCGUCCUCGUCCAGCGCUUCAAGGCCGAGACGAAGACCGCGACCGGCAUCUUCCUCCCUUCGUCCGCGACCCAGUCGCCCCUCCCCGAGGCGACCGUCAUCGCUGUCGGCCCCGGCGCCACCAGCGCGGACGGCAAGGUCGUCCCCUGCUCGGUCAAGGAGGGCGACCGCGUCCUCCUCCCCAGCUGGGGCGGUUCGCCGAUCAAGGUCGGCGAGGAGGAGUACCAGCUCUUCAAGGACGGUGAGAUCCUCGCCAAGAUCAACGAGUAA